Molecule: messenger RNA, 3540 nt
Organism: Leptomonas pyrrhocoris
Lineage: Eukaryota; Euglenozoa; Kinetoplastea; Trypanosomatida; Trypanosomatidae
Exons: 1
Coding region: 154-3540 (1128 amino acids)
Source: RefSeq, a predicted model, not a curated record
AGUACGCAAUACGUAAAACAAGUCGGCCGUGUUCAGUGCGUACGCGAGCGAACGUGCUCGGCCGGUGCUUUCUCUUUUCCUCAUAUACUGUGCAAUCCGUCAUCAUUGUUUUCUUCUUCUUCUCUGUAUUCACCACCUCAGCAGGCGCCUUUCAUGUCGUCCUCCUACACCUCGUUGGAGGACCUGGGGACGGUGGCCCUUUCGCACCGCAGCGAGAUCGAGGAGGUGAAGCGCCAGCUCGACAUUAAGCACGGCUACUUCGACGCGUGGAUGUACGGCUUCUUGGAAAAUAAGAAAUUCGACAUCGAGGAGACGGUGGCGAAGUUGCACCGCCGCUUUGCGAUGGAGGUGAAUGAGCUGGCCACCUACGAGUUCUCAGACUUCAUGCGUGCCUCGUUGCGCAAAGGCAUUAUUCAAGAUAUCGGCGUGGACAAGGCGGGCCGGGUCGCCUUCUACAUCAACACCAAGCGGGACUUCCCACAGUCGAGGUACCGCGAUGAGCAGCGACGCACCUUUGAUAUGUUCGUCAGCUACGGCACGCGUCUGCGCAAGGAGAACAGGCGAGCGCAGAUUGUGAUGCUCAUCAACCAAGACGGGGCAAGCCUCUUCAAGAACGUGGACAUGACCUUCCAGGCCGACGUCGCCCUCCGCAUCGCCAAGUUCUACCCGGGCGGGGUGGACAAGAUGUACAUCUGCAAGAUGAACCGGACGCUGGCGGCCAUGGCGAAGCCGAUCUUCAAGACGCUGCCCGCCAUUGUGUCGGACCGCAUUCAAAUCGUGGACGCCGGCGACAUCAAGGACGGUGUGCUCCUCGACCUCUUCGACGAAGACGUGCUGCCGAUCGCGCUGGGCGGCAAGAACGACUGCGACAACGAGGAGCACUGGAAUGCGUACGCCGACCGCGUCGAGAAAUACUACGCGGACCUGAAGCGCGCCGUGAAUGAGCGCGGCCUCACCGUGAAGGAGUGGGAGCUGCAGACGAUUGGGAUUGACGUGGACGCGGCAGAGAGCGGUGGGCACGCCGCUGAUUCGCAUGCCACCGCCCCCCAAGCGGAGGCCUUGGCGUACUCGGUGCGGUCGCUCGCCCUGCGCACGACCUCGCACGAGGCCUCGCCCUUCCUUACGCGGACAAGCUCGCAGCUCUUCACCAGGCGGCCGCCGGACUCGGCAGACCCCGAUCUGAAGCCCCUCAUCACGUGUGCGACGGCGAUGGAGUCCGCCGUGACCCCGCUGUACGAUGACGCGUCAGCUGGCGGCGCCGGCAACGAUGAGCCGGGGACGCGCCUGACGUGGGCGGAGGUCGUUGCCCCGAUGCCGCGCGACUUCGCGCUCUUCUUUCUGGACGAGCUGGUGCGGUGGCGCACGGCGGUCGAGAAUGCGGAAAUAGCGGAGCGGUACAGACUGCUAGACCGCUACGUCUCCGGCACCCGCACGGUGGCGGAGCGGGGCAUGCGUGGGCUGAACGUACGCGACAAGAAGUGGUACAGCGGUGUCCCGUACCCGCUGCAGGCGCUGUACCAAAUUGUACUCAUGGGCAUCACCGUGUUUAACGUGGUGUACUUCAUCGCCGCACUGAUCUUCCUCGCGGUGUUCUGCGCAGAUGUCAUCGUCACCAUCUUCUUUGGCUUCUUUGUGAAGCCGAGCUACGUCUUUCCGCUGAGUGCCGUGCUGCUGAUGGUCGCCAUCCAAGGCGCAUGCUUGUGCUCGCGGGCGGUGGACAUCAUCUCCGCCAUCUACCAAGGCCGGGUGAUCCCGGUGUUUGAGUGCGUUGGCAGCUACUGGGGCACCGUGGCCGAGGUGUGUCUCUUCUUCGUCACGGUGGCCAUCCAGUUCAUCAUUUUUAUCGUAUACGCACGUCGCGACAACCCACUACGAGGACUGGAGGUGUCCUUCUGCACGGGGUGGAUCUGCGCACUCCUCAUCAUCUGCGUCACACACGUCUUCUUCUUCACCGGCAUCUUUGCCUCCGCCAGCUCACGCGACACGGAGAACCGAAUGGGGGCGCUGCCGUUCUUUCUUACCUUCAACUUUGGUGGCGGUACGGUGGACAAGUCGAUUGAGGUGGAUACCCGCUUCCUGCUGCGCACGUCGUCGUACGUCAUCUGCGGCAUUCCGCUGGUGGUCAGCAUGCUGUUCGGCAUCGGCUUCCUCAUCAGCCGCAUCGUGUCGCUCUACGUCUCCACCUUUGCUGCCGCCAUCACAGCCGCCUUUGUCGUCCACUACUACUCCGACAACCUGUCCAACACGCUCACGGGAGCCCUGAUGCGGCUGACGCUGUGGAUGCUGACCAUCGUGUGGUGCUACGUCACCUUCUCCUUUGGCUUCCGCGACUACGACCGGGAGUACGGCGCCAGCGUCAUCGUGUCCUCCAUCCUAAACGGCAUCUUUGUGAUACUCGCGGUGAACUCCCUGCACCUGCCGGGGCACAGCCGGCUGCUGCGCAUCUCCUUUGUGAUUGUCCUGCUGUACAUCUUCGCCUGCUGGAUUUGUGUCUUUCCUCUCGUGUCGUGGCGCAUGGGGCUCUUCUGUCUCGCCAUCAUGGUGCACAACGUGGUCAACAUCAUCUUCGCCCCGCGCGCGCUGACGGGCAUCCACGGCUCCUUCUUUCUCUCCGCAGCGGUACUCCUUCUGGGCAUCUCGUGUGUGCUGCUCGGGUGGUACGGCACGACGCUGCUGAACACCACACCGCAGAGCCUGCCCUCCGGUCCCGCCACCACCCUCCCGCUGUCCAAUCUACAGAUGUACCACCAAUACCCCGUCUGCACGUUGGCAAUGGGGGCGGACAGAAGCAUCAGCAUGGUGGACAUCUCCCUCUUGAAUGAGGUGGUCGCCGCACGCACGGAGGCGGUGCGGACGGUGGACUUCAACAACUGGUUCGGCUCGCGUGGGGUCACCUACUCCGGUGUCGUGAAGCACUUUGAGGCGGACGGCGUCUCUUGGGACAUGCACCGCUUCGACAUGCCCGCCGCCGCGAAUACGACGGUGCUGGUGUUGAAUAACCGGUACGCUAUGUCCUCCAUCGUCGGCACCGUUGGCUGGAUCGACGCGAUCGCCCUGUCGCCGCUGAGCAUCUUUAUGCCGUACGAGAUGAUCAACACGAUGGUGUACAUCAUAUCUUUCGCCACCCGGCUCGUGCCUUUUGCGGGUGCGGAUCUCGCAACGGAGUUGGCAGCAUUCAUCAGCGGAGAAAAGGCAGUGCUGACGACAGAAGUGAUUUUGACGGCGACGGGGCUGGCUGGCGGGUUUCUGGGCGCGGCCGCCGCCCGCACCGAGACGCAGUCCAUUCUUUUCGCCUCGCCGGGGCUCAUGCAGUGUGCGCGCAAGAUGGGGGUGGACUACGCGGCGUACCACAAAUACGUGCUGUCCGUCGGGGCCUAUCUGGGUGCGCUCAAUUACAUUGGCGGCCAGGACUCCACCAUCUCUCAGCGGAUCCAGUGCUCCGGCUCCGCGCUGCACUGCAUGCGCUCGCAGUUCUUUUCGACCGCCCUCAUCGAGGCCUGCGGCGACGCCCACGGCCGGAGACACGUUGGAGCGAAAUAG